Molecule: messenger RNA, 1391 nt
Organism: Capsella rubella
Lineage: Eukaryota; Viridiplantae; Streptophyta; Magnoliopsida; Brassicales; Brassicaceae
Product: transcription factor MYB86
Exons: 3
Coding region: 93-1193 (366 amino acids)
Biological process (GO): regulation of stomatal movement
Source: RefSeq, a predicted model, not a curated record
UUCACAAAAACUCUCUCUAGCAACAUUAAUCUCUCCCUGCAACAAUCUAUAGCUUCUUGGUUUCUUAAUUCAUUACUUUUCGCACAAAAAAAAUGGGAAGACAUUCUUGUUGUUUUAAGCAGAAGCUAAGAAAAGGCCUUUGGUCUCCUGAAGAAGAUGAGAAACUUCUCAAUUACAUCACUAGACAUGGUCAUGGCUGUUGGAGUUCUGUUCCUAAACUCGCAGGUUUGCAAAGAUGUGGAAAGAGUUGUAGACUAAGGUGGAUAAAUUAUUUGAGACCAGAUUUGAAGAGAGGAGCUUUCUCACAAGAUGAAGAAAGCUUGAUCAUUGAGCUCCAUGCUGCAUUAGGCAACAGAUGGUCUCAAAUCGCGACUCGGUUACCGGGAAGAACAGACAACGAGAUCAAGAACUUUUGGAACUCAUGUCUAAAGAAGAAGCUGAGAAGAAAAGGCAUUGAUCCAACAACACAUAAACCCUUAGUAACAACAAACGAGCUUCAUCAAACUCUCAACGUCAUAGAUCAGAAGUUGACGUCAUCGGAAGUAGUAAAGUCAACGGGUUCAAUAAACAACAACACACAUGAUCACCAGUCCAUGGUCGUCUCGAACCAGUCAGGUCCAUGGUGGUUCCCUGCGGCUACAACUACUACUACUACGACUAAUCAAAACGCUGCGUUUUGUUUUAGUUCAAGUAACACUACUCCAACGGUUUCAGACCAGAUCGUAUCUUUAAUCUCUUCAAUGUCCACGUCAUCGUCUCCGACACCAAUGACUUCAAACUUCAACCCUGCGGCUCCAAACAACUGGGAAUUACAACAACUCAACUACUGUAACACUGUUCCAUCUCAAACCAACAGUAUCUACAGUGCCUUCUUUGGUAAUAAUCAUUACACAGAAGCUAGCCAAAUCAUGAACACUAACAAUAAUAAUAAUAACAAUCCAGUCUUGGAUCAUCAUCAAGACAUGAAGUCAUGGGCAUCAGAGAUUCUUCAUUACACAGAACAAAACCAAACCUCAGAAACAUGUUUAGAAACAGAAGUGAAGCCAGACAUUGCCAAAUACUACUGGAGAUCAGCAUCAUCAUCUUCCUCACCAAACCAAGAAGCUGCAACGUUACUGCAUGAUGCUGACGUUGAGGUGUACGGUAAGAAUCUACAAAAACUUAAUAGCAUGGUGUUUGAUCAAAGCCUUUAGAGUUAAUUAACAUGUGUGUGUUCUAGAGAGUUUCGUUUUCUAUAUAUUCAAAACAUUCAGUUUUAUUGAUUGAUGAUCAUGAUCCAUACAUAUUCUGCUGGUGUGUAAAGUAUAUAAUAUGGUUUUUGGUUUGUGUAUAUUUUUUUCUGUUUGUUACUAAGAUGUAAUUCUUUUUUUUUAUUCUAUCUCCAUGCUUAU